AUGUCUUUCACAAGGGGGGACCUGCUGGCGAGAACGAGGAAGCUCGUGAAGGGACUCGCCAUGGCUACACCCCGCUGGCUGAAGUCUAUGGAGGCGUGAGUACAACAACCCUUAUCGUUCUUUCCUCUCUCUCGUUUACUCUCACAAUGCUCCCCCGUUCAAUGCCUGCUGUGUUGUCAGGUUCUGAGGAAACAACAUCCUAUGAAACCUAACGGUCUGAUACGAAUCCUUUCUGUUAUUUUCUGAUGCCUAUAUUUGAUGGCCUUUCGGGGCCUCUGUUCAUCUCAUUUAGGUGAUUGUUUCAACCAGUCGAAAAUUCCGAACGUAGAUAAAGUACGUUUCUUGCAUUGUCCCACCCUUCAAUUCAACCUUUCCCAUUGAGUGAUCGUCUGAGUUAUGACCUGAUUCCCACCUCUGAAGAUCCUCGGCUCCAUAGAUUCUGCGGCAAUAUGGAGUUCUCCGGUAGGUAGCUUGUCGGGCGACAUGUUUGAGGGACAACGACAUCGUCUGAUUCUCUCCUUAGGGAUUUUAACUGUAAGACCGAUGGAUCGUAGCUCCUUCAAGCGGUUCUGAUCGAUAAUCAGAAGUCAACAAUUGAAAAGUAGUUUGUACGUUGGUCUAGAAUCACUAUGAGGGCUUUUUUCCCUUUGGAAAAUGGUGAUUCAUCAGUAAAUACGGAGAGAAAUCGAGCUAUACCUGUUCAAGGACGGUCAAGGACCAACGGAAGUUGGGAUUAGCUGCUAUGUUCCAUUUUCCCAUUGGAAUCAGACAUUCGUGGUCCUUAUUUAUCCCGACCAACAGAAAGCAUGUGGGAGGUACCUGUGAUUGCAAAAGAGUCCCAGGUGACCUUCUGCCAGGGAAGAACUCGUUUCUUGAAGCAUUGGCCGCCAAAAAAGAAAAGAGAACCUACCAGCAGCAGUAUUCCUUUACGUCUCAGAUCAGCACAAUCUGCAGUGUAGAGUCGCACAUUCAUCAUCUGAUUUUCUGUGAUGGAAGAUAACCUGACUUACUGUGACAUUACAUCAUUCUCUUUCCAAUGACACCGUGAUGAACACUAGUGAGCUUAUUGAUGUCUGACCGCUGUGAUUCUUCUGCAACGUUGGUGAGAGUGCAGAAACUAAGUUUUAAGCACCCUUUUUCAGAUCAUAAUCCUGCGUUUUCUCCCCUUCUUUUUUCGUUGCAUAUAUGUGAACCUUUACAUUUUUCAGACUGUCCAUCCUAAUCUGAAAUUGAUGUGUUCUAGUAUGGCUACCAUUUCUUUGCGAUGCUAAUUAGGAAUCUUUGCUUCAUGAGGACCCAAUCAAUGCCAAAUGCGGAAACAUCAUAUUCUAGCACAUACAUAUUCUUUAAUUCAGGAAAGGGUAGGCUCUGUGGUAGAAGUCAUAGGUUGGUUUCAACAACUAAAAUACUUCCCGGUAUUAGGGUUCCACAUGAAGCCUCCCUUCACAAAACAGAUGUGCAGUCGCAUUGACUAGUCGAGUCAAAGCUCUAGUGGCUUGGAAGAAGUCCCUGCAGCUACACAAUGCUCAUAACUAUUCAGCUAUAGUUUCACGUCCUUCGUGCUCAAGGGAAAACUUCUUUUUGACUGUUAUUCAUUUUGAACCAAAACCUGAACUCCAGAGCAUUUCCCGUUCCUAAAAAGAGAUCAUCUAUCAAGAACAUUCAUGCUAGUGUGCUUAAGAAUGCUAUAUUUGGUAGCAAGCUCUUCCGCAAUUUCAACAUGAAUGAAGUUAUCAAUACGAAGAGAAUUAGCUAAUAUAGUGACAUGGUGACGUUUAAUGAAACCCUUAACUUGCAUCAUUUGAGAAAUAGUAAUACAUGCUCCAUGCACAAAGUUGGUAACAAGAACACUUGGUGCUGACUUUUUGUCAUCCUAGUGUAACCUACCUUUUGACCUUAUAUUGCCUUUUUCCUUUUUAACUCAUCUGUGUGGAGUUUUUGAUUGGUUCUCUUGUUAUUCGGUGUUUUUGGCAUCUCAUUAUGCCUAUCCCUAGGUACUUUGAUUCACUGUCUAAUUGUCAUGAAGUACCUAUCAUUUCUAGCAGAUGAAGAUCCUUCAGCCUGCUCCUUUUAGCAUUCGGCUUACACCAUGUCAUUGACCUUGAGAUAAGGGACUCAAAUAUCUUCUUCUCGCUGGGUUAGUACCAUCUGGUAGAAUGGUACGUUGAUUCUAGAUGAUUGAACCUUAGUUCUUUCAAGUGAAAAAAUCAUAAAAUGGAGGGAUGGACAUAAACCAGGCUUCUGCAGGUUCCAUGCUAACUAAUGUUCUUUUAAGUUUUGACCUCAACUCUACUGUAAUGUAACUUUGGUAGGUGUUUAUUUAAAAGUUGUUUCUUUUUUGCCUUUUUUAUAUAGGCCUGAUCUAGUUUUUUCUUAUUUCUUUAGUGCAUUUAUGAAUUGGGUUUUCUAUGUUAGUUUACAUUUAGAUUCUCCCUAAUGACCAAGUCCAACUUGAUCAAGAAGCAUUCUUGAUUUACUAUCAUAAAAUGAUGCUGUAACUUUGUUUUACUUCAUAAUGAAACUUUUACAAAUUUAAAUGCAUGCCAGAGACGCUACCAAAUUCAUUUAAUGAAGCCUAUUUUAAAGUCUUUAAGACGUUGAGAGUUCUAGAGAGGAGAAACCAUGUAGAAUUAUCUGGGUGAACACCAUUUAACAUGUUCUUGAGAUGAAGCCAGUAUGUGCGUGUGUGUCAUUGGACGUACCCAUUAGAUAAAUUAACAGGAUAACACCCAUUGGAACAUGCAUGUCUAUGGAAUGAGACCCACUGUGAUGUCCACGGGAUGAAGCCAUUGGAAAGAAAUUUGUCUUCUUUUUUCUUUUUAAUAUACUUUAGAUAAAUUUUAAUGGUGAGGAAUACAACUUAAUAAUGGAACGGCAUACAUACCUAGACUACAAACCUUAGAAGUUUUAUAGUACAAUGCCUCUUUUUUUUAGUGAUUCUUUUUUUAGUGCUAAAUGAUUAAUAUGGACUUCACAUGUCCAUUGCUUUACCAUGGCAGAGCACCGCCAGUGACUUUCUCCUUACCGGAGGGGAAAGUGAGGCAGAUAACGAUGCCAGAGGAUGUUUACGUCAAAAAGUUCUUUCAGAAACAUCCAGACUCUCUGUAUCAUGAUGCUGUUAAGUAAGCUUCUUCCUUUUUCACCUACAAUUAUUGAUCGUUGAUUUCAUUGGAAUUAUACCGACGUUUUGCAGUCUAUCUGUCUCCUACUCCCGGUUUAAAAUUAUCUUCUCUUGAUUUCAGUUUCUAUUCGAGCGAUUUUGGUUUGGUCAUGUUGCGAUGCUUGUUGGUACCCUUUAUAUGCUUGAGCGAAUGUAGAUUCAAGCCUUGCCACAUUAUUUUCUAUAUGUUACUAUCCAAGAUUAUACAUUCCCCUGUUGGUUAGUAUAUUCUCAUUUUUUUAGUUCACAUUUUAGAUGGGGAGAUAAUCUCGUCAUUUCCCUUAGUUAACUAAGUACCCGCGGAUGUUGUUUCAAUGAUUUUUUUUUCAGAUUAAUAUUCACGUGUAUUAAAUUUUCCAUAAAGUGCUGUGGGUUUCCAGGGACUUCUCAAGUAUUUGGGCUUCGUAUUCAAAUUUAACUUGUUUCAGCCCCUUAUCUCUGGCAUUGGGGACUGAAUCAAUUCAGGCACAUGAUCUCUCAAGAACAUCCAUCAUUUUGAGGCGCUUUCCUGCAUGGUCAUCAAUCUCUAAAACCAUUAAUAUUCUCUUCCAACGUGGAAGAUGAGCUUUCUGCUAAUAUACCCACUUUCACGGGUUGACUUCGGGGGUCAGCCCUCUUUGCUUCCACCAUCUGUGGGGGGGAUGGAUGGCAUAACUUCAUCAUGUUUGAUGGCAACAGGAUCAGCGGCUUCGACCCCCCUCCGGCCCGAGUCUUUGCGUGGCGUGUGCUGGAGCUGAAAGAUCAAGGAGUUGGUGAAGAUCAGGCCAUGGCCAUAGCCGACGUACUCUUCUCCUCCAUCUUCCCUCCCCGACCCCUUCAGUUAGCCGAUCUCUCCCUCUCCAGAAUACCCUCACUGUGAUCGUAUGGUCCCUCUAGAUGGAGUACCGGAUGGAGAAGAAGCAGAAGAAGGAGGCGUACAGGCGGCUGAAGCAGAUCUCACGGCUCCAAGGGAAGAGGCCGCCACCCGACCCCUACCCCAGCGCCAUCAAGGAAAUACAGGCCGAGGAGAAGAAGUUCGUGCGGGAGCGCUUCACCAACCCGAAGAUCCUCGACAUCGUGAAGAGGAUGAAGGAGGAGAAGCUCGCCCAGAUGCAGGAGAGGAGAGGCGGCGGGUUUGGUGGCGGUGGAGGAUUUGGCGGCAGCAGGUGA
This is a messenger RNA of Spirodela intermedia, 4309 nucleotides long. Lineage: Eukaryota; Viridiplantae; Streptophyta; Magnoliopsida; Alismatales; Araceae. The record is from the annotation of a GenBank genome assembly.